Messenger RNA from Misgurnus anguillicaudatus (oriental weatherfish), 3598 nucleotides. RefSeq names its product zgc:153039. NCBI's taxonomy places the organism in Eukaryota, Metazoa, Chordata, Actinopteri, Cypriniformes, Cobitidae. Gene Ontology annotation, cellular component: membrane. Gene Ontology annotation, molecular function: potassium:chloride symporter activity. Gene Ontology annotation, biological process: chloride transmembrane transport; potassium ion homeostasis; chloride ion homeostasis. The record is from RefSeq and is a predicted model, not a curated record.
UUCUAGGCGCAGUAAACACGAGGAGUCAUGUGACCCGAGUCGGAGGAAAGUGACAAUCACGGCGAUCAUGGCUGAGCGGACGCCGCUCCUGCAUUAUCGGCUCUCCGCCAGCGUCCACGAGUCCGGCGAGCACCGGGACAUCGUCGCUGGAGGAGAUGAGCUCGAGCACCGGAGCCCGGCGACCGUCCGCCGUUCCACCGCUAAACAGCCGCCGAAACUCAACACGUUCUUCGGCGUGGUGAUCCCGACACUGCUGUCAAUGUUCAGUGUGGUAGUGUUCCUGAGGAUAGGUUUUGUUGUGGGUCAGUGUGGUCUGUAUCAGACUAUUGCUAUGCUGCUGGUGGCUUAUUUCAUCAUCAGUAUGACGGUUCUGUCUGUCUGUGCCAUUUCAACCAAUGGAGCGCUGGACGCUGGAGGAGCGUACUAUAUGAUCAGUCGUGCUCUGGGUCCAGAGUUUGGUGGCAGUAUUGGCAUUAUGUUUUUUCUGGCUAAUGUGUGUGGCAGUGCCCUCUUUGUGCUGGGGCUGGUGGAGGCCAUUCUCGCUACAUUCGGAAUACCUGAAGGCGGCUCAGCGGUGUCUGCGUCUCAUUACGCUGUGUUGCCAGGAGGUUACUGGUGGUCGUUGCUUUACGGCACAGUGAUUUUGUUGCUGUGUUUGUUGGUGUGCCUGAUUGGGGCUCAUAUCUACGCUAAAGCCACCUUCAUCAUCUUCCUCAUCGUCAUGGUGGCUUUAGGCAUGAUCUUCAUCAGUUUCUUCGCUGUCGGUCCUCAUGUCAUCAAUCUGCCCGUCAAGAACGCGUCCAUCGGCCCGACACAAGCCAACUUUACCGGCUUCAAAUUAGAUACGCUGAUGGGAAACCUGGAGGCUGACUACACGGUGGACUACACUACAGAGAUGAUGAUGUCAUUUGCGACCGUGUUCGCUGUGAUGUUUAACGGAUGCACCGGGAUCAUGGCUGGAUCCAACAUGUCCGGUGAUCUGAAGAACCCAAGCUACUCAAUUCCUCGAGGCACAAUCACAGCCGUCAUCUUCACCUUCAUCAUCUACAACCUGCUGAGUUUACUGAUCUCCUGCACCUGUGACCGAGUCCUCUUGCAGAAGGAUUAUAGUUUUCUCAGAGAUAUAAAUGUCUGGGGUCCUCUCGUGACAGUCGGUGUUUAUUCCUCCACGCUGUCCGCUGCUAUGAGCAAUUUGAUCGGAGCGUCUCGAAUUCUGUACGCUCUGGCUCGAGACGAUCUGUUCGGACGAGCUCUGUCUCCAGCUAAACGUACAUCAGGCAGUGGGAAUCCCUGGACGUCUGUCCUCAUCUCUUGGUUUCUUGUGCAGCUGGUUUUAUUCUCAGGGAAGUUGAACACUAUUGCGAGUAUUGUCACUAUAUUUUUCCUGUUGGUCUAUGCAACUGUUGAUCUAGCGUGUCUAGCGCUGGAGUGGGCGUCCGCCCCAAACUUCAGGCCCACAUUCAGGUAUUUCACCUGGCACACGUGUGUUCUGGGGAUCAUCGGCUGUGCUGUCAUGAUGUUUCUUAUAAACUCCAUCUAUGCGUCUGCCAGCAUCGCCUUCAUGCUGUUGUUACUGCUGCUCAUUCAUUACCUGAGUCCCAUCAGCAGCUGGGGAUGCAUCAGUCAGGCUCUUAUCUUCCAUCAGGUGCGUAAAUACUUGCUAAUGCUGGAUGUUCGUAAAGAUCACGUGAAGUUCUGGAGACCUCAGAUUCUGCUGAUGGUUUGUAACCCCAGGUGCAGUGUGGGAUUGAUCACGUUCAUCAAUGACAUCAAAAAGAGUGGACUAUAUGUGCUGGGACACAUUCAGCUUGGAGAUCUGGACGUUCUCCCAUCAGAUCCUCUGCAGUCUCAGUAUGAUUCAUGGUUGUCUCUCGUGGAUCAUUUGAAUAUUAAAGCAUUUGUCAAUCUCACGCUGGCAGACUCCAUCAGACAUGGAGUUCAACACCUGCUGUUUAUUUCAGGACUCGGUGGGAUGAGACCCAACACUCUCGUUCUGGGUUUCUAUGAUGACGUCCCGCCUCAGGACCGACUCCAGGACUCUACCCUGUCGAUGAUCAGAACCUCUGAAAAUUCUGUUCAGGAUGAAGACCCGGAGGAGCACGACGAUCCCCCUUUCCAUUUCCCACCUGUGCGUGGGGGCGUGUCUGCUGGCAGGGACGGGAAAUCUCUCAGCCCUCAGGAGUACGUCUGUAUAAUCGCAGACGCGGUUAAGAUGCUAAAGAACAUCGCAUUGGCUCGAUAUUUCGGAGAGUUCGAUCGAACCCAAACUCUCCGAGGUCCCGUGUUCGUCGACGUUUGGCCGGUGAAUCUGCUGCGACCGGACAGCGCCGCGUAUGUGGAUACAUGCUCGCUUUUUUUGCUGCAACUAGCCUGCAUCCUUAACAUGACGAGGGCGUGGCAGAAAGCCAGACUCCGCCUCUUUCUCUGCGUGGAGGCGGGCCGGAGCAUCAAGGGGACGGAACGCAAGCUCGGACUUCUUCUGAAAGAUCUCAGGAUGAAAGCGGACAUCCGUACGGUCCCCUGGGACGAUCAAGUGGCCCUUCACUGGCAGCGUCAGACGCGAGUCGAAGAGGAGGGGCCGGAAGGAGAGGUGGGCGGAGUCGAAGAAGAGAAAGGGUACGCGAAUAGUUUCCAAAGCAACACCUCGCGAGUAUCGGACGAGUACUUGCAGGCAGUUAAUAAACUGAUCUUGGACCAGCCGCUCGGCGCGCCUGCCGUGCGUUUCCUCUAUUUGCCACGCCCUCCCGCGGACACCAGCCGUUACCCCGACUACUUGCAUCAGUUAGAUCUGCUCACGCGGGAUCUGGGCCCGACCCUCUUGAUUCACGGGGUCACACCUGUGAUCACCACUAACCUUUGAUCUUCAUCCUCUCAUAUUUGUACUGUAUGAUAACAUGAUCUGAUGUUAUGGUUACUUUAUCUUGUUUGACUGGUCUUAGUAUUUCACAGAUCAUAAACAGAAUUAAGUCCUCUUUUCCAUUUCUUCUCGUCUUCCUCUCAGGUGGAAAUCUAAAGCACAAUUUGAGUUCACGACAUUUCCACAUCUCUUCCUAAAUAUUCUAAGUUUACACGUAAAAUAAUCGGUACUAAAUAAUGUUUCCUGAAGACUAUAACUGGAAUAUUUAAGGAAGUUUUUAGUCACUCCAGAAGUAUUUUGCUUACUUCCAGAAGAAGUGUGUUUGUUUACUUAAAGCAAUAAUGAAAGUAUUUCAGCCUGACCACUGCGUUUUUAAGCUGUUUCUUCAGCCGGAUGGUGAUUUUAUUGACCAUGAAACCAAAGUGCUUUUUCGUUUGUGUGGGUCCACUUGUGCCUUGCUUUACAAAAUGCCUAAAAAACCACAAACAAACUUAAACUUUAUAAAAAUAUUGUGUUGUUUAAACCAUAAUUUGGGUUUUUUCAGAUUUGAGUUAAAACAACCCAACGUGUACAUUGAGUGUACAAACACAAUAAUAUACCUCCAGAUGGAUGUACGAAAAAAAAAACACUUUCAUAAUUGUAUUGUUUUAAUAUAAAUUAAUUUUAAGCACUGUAAAAUAUAAAUCUUUGUAAAGUAAUUGAUAUAAAUGAAUAAAUAAAGAAUGAUUGCUCUCUUAUUUA